Molecule: messenger RNA, 1846 nt
Organism: Vitis vinifera (wine grape)
Lineage: Eukaryota; Viridiplantae; Streptophyta; Magnoliopsida; Vitales; Vitaceae
Product: transcription factor MYB93
Exons: 3
Coding region: 934-1536 (200 amino acids)
Source: RefSeq, a predicted model, not a curated record
GAAAAUUUGUUUUUAAUAAAAUUGUCCAAAAAUUUCUUUGUUUAAUAAAAAUUGUUUUGUAAAUAAAGUUGAACCCAUAAUAUGAGUGAGAUUUGUUGGAUGACUUGAAUAUUUUAUAUGAGUAUGGCUAUUUUGAACUUUUUAAUUUGGGCAUGAGACAAUUGUGGUGUAUAUUAAAUUAGGUUUGGAUCAUGGAAUAUUAAAUUUAGGCAUAAUGAGAUUUAUCUUAAUUUAUCAUGUUUUGAGUUUGAUUAAUUAAGCUUAUGUUUUGGCUAUUAAUUUGGAAACUUUAUAUUAGGGUCUAUGAUAUGUGUGAUACUUUUGUGGGGUUAUAUUUGUUAAUUUGGGCCCAUUUUUAAUUGGUGAAAUUUAUUGGACUAAUUUAAAGUUUGAAUUUGUGCUUGAAUAAUUAUUUUGGACUCUACAUAUUUUUGGAUGUUUACAUUUGUGCUAUUUUUGUUUUUGCAUGGACCCAUUCUGCAAUCUUGUUGGUCGAGUACGAAUUUAUGAUACGUGGAGCACAAAAUUUCAUGGAACAAAGUGAGAUUUGAAAAGCUGUAAGAAGACAUUGAGCUUGUUCUGAUGGCCUAUUUGGAAAAGGUGCUUGAUGGAGGAAUGCACCAGUCUUCAGUUGCCGCAUGCCCAUUUCCGUUUGGCAUUUUGAAACUUGUGUUUCGACAACUCAAACGGAACUAAAGGCAGAUCCCCUCAAGUCCGAUGGUGGAAAAGGUGCUUGAUGGAGGGAUGCACCACCGUUUUCCGUUUGUCAUUUGGCCCCAUGCCCAUUUCCGUUUGGCAUUUUGAAACUUAUUUUUCGUCAACUCAAACGAGAACUAAAGGCAGAUCCCCUCAAGUCCGAUGGGGUGGUUCAGUUUGUCUCAUUGCGAUAAAUAAUACACCACCUGAAGCUUAGCCAUUCACAGGAAAUUCAUAAUGCCAAGAACACAGCAGAAGAAAUCGCUAUGGACCCCAGAUGAAGACAAUAAGCUUAAAGAAUUUAGGCGCAAAUACCCCAAUCUAUCUUGGCCAGCUAUCGCAAAGCAGGCAGAGCUGAACAGGACUGGUAAGAGUUGUUGGGAGAGGUGGGAGAACAAUCUGAAUCCUGAUAUCAACAAAGAUAAAUUCUCCCGAGAGGAAGAUGACAUCAUCAUCCAGCAAAUGUCGCUUCCUCAGAAUAGCUGGGCAUCUAUGGCAAAAAAUGAUCUUCGUGGGCGAGCUGCUAAUGCUAUCAAGAACCGGUGGAACCACCGCUUGAAGAAGAGGCAUGCGACUAUAAGUGACCUCAGGCGAUACCUUCUCUACCUAGAGGAACACCUCAUGGAUGAUGAGGCUAGUGAUCACUCUGUCCGGGGAGAUGACCUUGAGGCUUUGAUGGUCGAGAUUGCUUCCUUGAUUCCCAACAUUGAUCCAAAUCAGACUAGCGAUCACUCUGUCCGGGAAGAUGACCCUGAGGCUUGGACGUCCAGCCCUACUGAUUUGAGUCCCAACCAUCAUCCAAAUGCAAUUCGUUCAAUUAUGGACACAUACACCAGCUGAAGAAAUAGCCAAAUUAUGGAUAAUCAGACAAAUCGAAAGUAUAUGUUUUACAUGUCUUUGGGUGUCAUAUAUAUAUAUAUGCUUGUUGCAAAAUAAGCAUCAUCUUGUCCAUGGUGAUGAAUCCAUGCAGCUUAUAAUAAAACUGUGUUUUGUAUUAUGCUUAUCAGGGUUUGUAGGUUGAUUUCUGAGUAUUGAGCAGUCUUCUCAUAUGAUGAUAAUGCUAAAUCCUCUCAUCAUCUACUGCAUCAACUCCAUUCUCCAAUUUUCUUACUUUAACUCUUUUGAAAUGACCUUUAAUCACAUAAUUCAA